Pteropus alecto (black flying fox) is the source of this 3791-nucleotide messenger RNA. It is a transcript of the gene SLC7A10, whose product is annotated as solute carrier family 7 member 10. Gene Ontology annotation, biological process: D-alanine transmembrane transport; amino acid transmembrane transport; D-serine transmembrane transport. Bases 1099 to 2652 code for a protein of 517 amino acids. Gene Ontology annotation, molecular function: neutral L-amino acid transmembrane transporter activity; L-amino acid transmembrane transporter activity. The transcript is spliced from 10 exons. Gene Ontology annotation, cellular component: membrane. Lineage: Eukaryota; Metazoa; Chordata; Mammalia; Chiroptera; Pteropodidae. The record is from RefSeq and is a predicted model, not a curated record.
UAUUCCUCCAUUAGUUUACUCAACAGAUGCGUAUUGAGCACCUACUGUGUGCUAAAGGACCGAGAUGAGCUAAAGCAAGUGAGGGUGCAGACAGUACACACAAAUGAAGACGCAAAGUACAUCUGGAUACAGCUGUGGACAAGCUGAGGGCUUCUCUUACGGUAUCUCACUGAAUCCUCACGAUAAUCCCAUUGCACAGACAAGACUCGAGAUGCGACCUGAGCAGGGAGAGGUCCCCAGGCCUCCUGAGCCUCAGCCGGGUUUCCCAUUGUAGUCCUGGAAUUAGAGCAUUGACUUCUGUUUGCGACCAGCGGGCUGUCCCAAGGGGAGAGGCAGUCGUGUCCAGACCCCAGGCUGGGCCAGCAGUCUCUGCCAGCCUUCCUCUGCCCAUUCGGUUCCUUGCAUGAUGACUGCUGACCAACCCCCAGCCCUGAAAUUGCACACCAGUUCCUCUCUGUCACCCCAUUGGCCCUUGCCCAAGACCUGAAACAUUUUCACAGUGCCAGAAAACAAGGUCUCUUCAGCGUCUGUGUCCAUAAUCUGAGUCCUAGGUCUGGGAGGAGCCCAGGAAGCAGGCAGAGGGGAUCCUUGAUAGAGAAAAGGGAGAUGGAAGAUGAAGAAAUAAAGCACAGGGCAGGGUCUGGGGAACCACAAGGAUGUGAAUUGGGAUAGGAGCCCGAACUAGCAUGGUCAAGGAGGGCUUCAUGGAGGAGGUGCUACUUUCUGAGCUACUCUAUCAAUUUGGACUUUAGCCAAUAGGAAAGUGGCAUAUGAAUGUCAUGGUCAAGGUCUUGCUUUAGGCAGUCAGCUCUGGCCAGCAAGUUGGAAGGACAGGUGGCUAGAAGUUAAGAAGACUAGAGGCCUCGGCCAGGGGCAAGGGGCAGAGCCUGGGCCCUGUGGGGAUGCACAGGAGUCGCCACCACUCUGCCAUCACUUAUGUGACUGAGCCCCAUCUCCUGUGGUUGCCCGCCUUGUGGGAGUAAGCGGGGGGGAGGGGUGGAGGGAGGGAGGGAACUUGGAACAGGUCCCAUCUCUGGCAGGGAAGUUGGGCUGAAUGGAUGAGGUGCCACUCUCCAUGCCAGGAACUAGGGAAGGAAGAUGAUGAGCCCAGAGUGGGACUGGCAGGAUUUGAGGAGCCCUCUUCCUCUAGGGAGCAGCCUGGGCUCCCUUCCUCACGGCAGUAUCUGGAGCCCCACAAAGAAAGCUGGUGCCUCUCCAUCUCCCCCUGCAGGGAACAUCAUCGGCUCCGGCAUCUUCAUCUCCCCCAAGGGGGUCCUGGAGCACUCAGGUUCCGUGGGACUGGCCCUCUUCGUCUGGGUCCUGGGCGGGGGCAUCACUGCCCUGGGCUCCCUCUGCUACGCGGAGCUGGGAGUCGCCAUCCCCAAGUCUGGCGGGGACUAUGCCUAUGUCACCGAGAUCUUCGGGAGCCUAGCUGGAUUCUUGCUGCUCUGGAGCGCCGUCCUCAUCAUGUACCCCACCAGCCUGGCCGUCAUCUCCAUGACCUUCUCCAACUACGUACUGCAGCCCGUGUUCCCCAACUGCAUCCCCCCGGCCACAGCCUCACGCGUGCUCUCCAUGGCCUGCUUGCUGCUCCUGACGUGGGUGAACAGCUCCAGCGUGCGCUGGGCCACGCGCAUCCAGGAUGUCUUCACUGGCGGGAAGCUGCUAGCCCUGUCACUCAUCAUUGGCAUGGGCUUUGUCCAGAUCUUCCAAGGACACUUCGAGGAGCUUCGGCCCAGCAAUGCCUUCGACUUCUGGAUGACGCCCUCCGUGGGUCACCUGGCCCUGGCCUUCCUCCAGGGUUCCUUUGCCUUCAGUGGCUGGAACUUCCUCAACUAUGUCACUGAGGAGCUGGUUGACCCUCGAAAGAACCUACCUCGCGCCAUCUUCAUCUCCAUCCCACUGGUGACUUUUGUGUACACCUUCACCAACAUCGCCUACUUCACUGCCAUGUCCCCGCAGGAGCUGCUGGCCUCUAACGCGGUGGCCGUGACCUUUGGAGAGAAGCUGCUGGGCUACUUUUCUUGGGUCAUGCCCGUCUCCGUGGCGCUAUCCACUUUCGGAGGGAUCAAUGGCUACCUGUUCACCUCCUCCAGGCUGUGCUUCUCCGGAGCCCGAGAAGGGCACCUGCCCAGCCUGUUGGCCAUGAUCCAUGUCAGACGCUGCACUCCUAUCCCUGCCCUCCUUGUCUGUUGCGGGGCCACGGCGGUCAUCAUGCUUGUGGGAGACACGUACACACUCAUCAACUACGUGUCCUUCAUCAACUACCUCUGCUAUGGCAUCACCAUCCUGGGCCUGCUCGUGCUGCGCUGGAGGCGGCCGGCACUCCACAGGCCCAUCAAGGUGAACCUCCUCGUCCCCGCCACAUACUUGGUCUUCUGGGCGUUCUUGCUCGUCUUCAGCUUCAUCUCGGAGCCCAUGGUGUGUGGGGUUGGUGUCAUCAUCAUUCUCACCGGGGUGCCCAUCUUCUUCCUGGGAGUGUUCUGGAGAAGCAAACCAAAGUGUGUGCACAGACUCACCGAGUCAAUGACACGCUGGGGCCAGGAGCUGUGUUUCGUGGUCUACCCCCAGGAUGCCCCCGAGGAGGAGGAAAAUGGCCCCUGCCAGCCCUCCCCACUGCCCGCCACAGACAAGCCCUUGAAGACACAAUGAGACAUUCGUGGAGCCUGAAGCAGCUAUUUCUGUUUACAUGUUGUUUAUUGAGGAGGUGUUUUGCAAAAAAAAAAAAAAAAGUCGGUUGUUUUUUUUCUUGGAAAAAGAGAUCCCAUUCUUAGAGGCCUGUGAUAAGGACGCCCUAAGAUGUGGACUGGGUUCCCUGCCAGCACUGCCCUUCCAGCUUUUCCUGAAAAGAUCUAUGAGUAAAACAGGGCUUGCGGUGCACUUGUCUCAGGUGAGACCCAGGGGGCAUAACUUGGGGGCACCCGUGGAGCUAGUGGGGGAAGGUGCCCGAUAGCCUCUGGAGAACGCCCUUGGCACUGAGGAUUCUGCCGCUUGAGCUAGGCACUCCCGCUCUGGGGCUGGCACGUUGGGUCCAGAGCCACUCCUACCCCAAAGGGACAUUGAAGAUAGAGAAGUGGUUGGUGUGCCCCUCCCCAGGCAUAGGAAUGCCAGCCCAAGGCUCAGCUCCCCACCAAACCCCCAACCCCAGAAAGUCCAGAGAUUCCCUCCAGAACUGUCUUUCUUCCCAAAAAUCCCCAUAAAAUGUCAGGACUUCAGAGCCCACAGCCCCUAGUUUACAGAUAGGGAAACUGAGGCUCUGAGACAGGAUAGGAUGGAUUUGGCCACUGUCAGUUUGUGCCUGGGCCUCUGUCCCCUGAGAAAGCACUGAGCAGAUUCUCCCAGGGUCUCAGGGCCUGCAAGAGGCCCAUGGGCUUCCUCUACCUUGUGCCCACAAUCUCAGCCCGUCCUAGUGCCCAGGAUAUUGACCCCCUCAGCUAAAAGGCAAAGAGCAAAUGUCAUCAGCCUGGCCAGGGCCAUGCUGACACCACAGGCAUAAGGAUGAGGGCAGAAGCCUCCUAGCCCAGUUCCUCUGGGGCCUGCUGGGAAGAUGGAGGAGAGCUCAGUGUAGACAGAGAGCUGGCCAUGGACUAGGUCCAACGUGCCCACGGCCCUGCUCAGUCCGGGCACAGCUCUGGCACCCGUCAGGGUGAGCGAAGUGAGAAGCCACAGACAACACCCCCAGAGAGCCCUGCCCUGGCCCUCCUGUUUCUCUGGAAAUGGGUUCCCAGAAUGGAGAGGGGGAGAUUGAGGUGAGACCUUCGGUGCCUGUGUGGAUAUCAGGGCCCCGCAGA